Messenger RNA from Linum trigynum, 6636 nucleotides. The record is from the annotation of a GenBank genome assembly. Lineage: Eukaryota; Viridiplantae; Streptophyta; Magnoliopsida; Malpighiales; Linaceae.
CUCAUAUGGUAGAGCGCCCGCUUCGCAUGCGGGAGGUACGGGGUUCGAUUCCCCGCAGCUCCAUUUAUUUUUAUAUUUUUGCACUCCACCGACGGAGUUGCCCUUUCAUUCCCCCGCCAGUUUCAGCCUCUCGUUCCUCAUCCUUUCUUUCGGCAGCUCUACUACCCAAUUCUCCUAAAGCCGGAACUCCGCCAUUUCCCGAAUUUCGAACUCUCCCCGUCGUUUUCUAACCGAUUCCGAUCAACGAACAAUUCUCAGUGCUAUGACUCUCAACUUGGGUUCCCCAACGCUCUAUCGCCUCCUCCACCCUCCCGCUCCUCACCUCUCCAAGCUCCGCGACGCCUCUCUUCCAACCAACACUCUCCUUACUCUCUUACUAGCCACCGCCGCUGGCUUCCGAACCACCGGCUUCCGCGCCUCUCCUAAAACCUUUAGAGCCAGAGCUUCGCUCGGCGAAGCAGCCGCCGCCUGCAACUUGUUCGAGGACAAUGCGUUGCUCCUACGAGUCUCUUCUGCUAAAGACGCCGAUGAGGCCUUGGAGAUAGUAGCUGAGCUGACGCAGCGGAGCAGCGGCGUGGUUGGCGUGCAAGACUGUUGUUCGAUUAUAAACGCCGCGCUUGAUCGGAACAAUUUUGAGCUGGCCUUGUCUGUUUUCUACGCCAUGCGUUCGAGUUUCGAUCAAGUUGUUAGUGAGAAUGACGGUUUGGUUCAGAGAUGGAAAUGGUCGAGGCCGGAUGUUAGUAUUUACACGGCUUUAGUGCGGGGCCUCGCUGCGUCGUUGAAGGUCUCGGAUGCGCUUAAAACGAUUGAUUACAUUUGUCGAGUCGGAGUGUCUCCUAGUGAAGAGGUGCCUUUCGGAAGGGUUGUUAGGUGUCCGACUUGUUUCGUUGCUGUUGCAGUUGCACAACCACAGCAUGGGGUUCAGAUUGCAUCCUGUUCCAAGUGCCGCUAUCAGUACGAGCUAGUUUCUGGAGACAUAACUAGUAUCAGCUCAGAAGAAAUCAGCAUGGAUCUUCCUGCAUGGGAAAGAGGGCUAAGGUUUCUGCAAGUAAUGAAGCGAAGAAUUCCUGCAGCUGUUCAUUCUAUUGUGGUACAGACACCUUCUGGUACAGCACGUACACAAAGGUUUGCUACUGAAACAGUCGAUCUCCCAGCCCAAGAAGGGGAAAGGGUAACUAUUGCAUCAGCUGCUCCAUCCAAUGUAUACCGAAGCGUGGGACCCUUCAAAUUUAGUCCAAAGGCCUCUAAUGUCUAUCCCGGGGAGCCUAUGUGCCUUACCAACCAUGUUAAUGGCCGGGAGUCUCCACUGUUGAGAGCUCCUGCGAAAGAUGGGAGACUAUCCUUGCUUAAUCCUGCUGUGCUUAUUCCUCUUGCUGCAGUUCUGGCAACUGGAGAUGUUGCAUCAGGAAUGGUUGACCCCAGCUUACCUCAGUUACUUUCAGUUGCUGCGUUUACAUCUGUUAGUGUUGGGGCAGCCCUAAAUACGUUAGUUUUGCCUCAGAUGAAUCAGCUUCCUCAGAGGUCAGCUGAUGCCAUAUCUAUCAAACAGCAGCUAUUGUCUCAAUAUGACGUCCUCCAGGCCCGCAUCAAGGAUCUAAAAGAAGCUGCUGAAAAGGAGGUUUGGAUGUUAGCUCGCAUGUGCCAGCUCGAGAACAAGAUAUUUGCUGUAGGAGAACCUUCUUAUCGUGCCAGAAGAACUAGAGUGAAAAAGGUCCGUGAAGGCUUGGAAGACUCCCUCAAAGGGCGGAUUGAACUUAUUGACAGCUAUGCUAGAAUUUCCUCAAUGAUUGAAAUUGAGGUAGAAAUGGACUCUGACGUUCUUGCUGCUGAAGCGGUUGGCAAUGCAGAAAGCAUUGCUGAACAGAUAGAGCAAAUCAUGGAGCUGGAAGAUCUUGAAGAGAGGUGGAAGCUACAAGCAGAAGCAAAUGAUGAAGCCGAAAGACUCCUUGGUUCUCAAACAGUGCCUGCCGAAUGGCUUUAAAUUACUGCUCAUCACACACACAGAUAUUAACCAAUCCCAACACCCACAAUUUCUGGUUGACAUACGCCUUCUGCGCCAACGGUAAAACCAGCUUCACUCGUAGAAACGAGUAUCCUAGAGACGCUGAACGUUUUCCAGGAUCAUCGGUCGUGUUCCCAAGCAGUAGCGAGUAGAGAUGGACAAAAACCUGCUCUGCCUUGGGAACUAUGCUGCCGCAGCUGCUGAGGUACUGUACUUAAUACGAAUUACUGCAAAUCUACUCUUUUAACGUUCAAGGUUGCCCCCCCGUCUCCCUUAAGUCAUCCCAUAAUAUUGUAAAUGUUAGCUUCUGUCUUGCAGUCUUGGAAAUGUACUCGUAUUGAAAUCUGAAUGAGCCUUCUCUUGGUAAGACUUCUUUGGUGGUUGUCAUUUAUACAUGAUUUUAAGAGAUUAUGUAUUUCGUAGAUGGAAUCAUAAGAAUGUGUUCUGUGAUAGUUUGUUGGAAUUGCAACGGUGGAGUGUGAAAAGUGAAGUGUUUGGUUUUCGUACUAGAUUCAGGCAAGAAAGAUGACGAUGAAUUGUCACAACCAUGUGUGUUUUCAGAAUCCCUGAUUAUCAGACAACCUCUCUUAAUCUUAUUGCUUGGACGGUUCACUUUUAAGCCGACCGCUUGGUUCGAUGAAUUACCUUGUGCUAGGAGCUUGUGAUCUCACUUUGCUUGUGUUUCACGAAACAUUUCCUCACGUUUUACAAUGUCCAGCUGGACGGUUUAUAUCCAUAUAUCAUACAUGUAGAAAAGUGGUCCUUGUAUUGAUUGACGCAGAGAAGAAGAGGCAGUUAAAUUUUUGACAAGGAAGCUUUGUGUACAACUUAAGAAAGGCCGUCGGCACUUUUAGUUUUAUCCACUUUACUCCACAGGUUUGUCUCGCUUCCUUUCUCCUUGUCACGAGUCUAUAGGUAUUAAAAAUUUAAAAUACAGACUGAAAUUGUACUCAAGAGCUCCCCCAAAAGGAAAAGGUUAAAAGCCUACAGUUAGGACAUUGGAGGGGCACUUUGAGUCGAGGAGAGACCCUUGUGGGUUUCAACCUGUUCUUUGCUGUAAAGACAAAAAAACCACCCUACCAUCCAGUUCACGUAAUUGGGUUCUUUUUUUUUUUUUUUUUUUUUUGUGGUGGGUGUCCUGAGCUGGCUACUGGAGUGAUUGGGUGAGACGCACAUUCCCUUGAAAUUUUGCUGUCCUGUUUCUUGGUCUCCUGUUAUACUUUUGAGCCAUAUAGUCCAGAAGCAAAAGUCUCCCUUUUCACUGUAAAGAAAGCUGUAUUAGUUUAUAACUAGAGACUAGGUUAAUUAGCGUUAUCCUUCUGGUCUGCACCGUCCUUUGUUCUGUCUAACUUUCGAAACAUCGACUCAAGUUCAUAUUCGAGGUUAACGGUCCUUUUGUUAUUUACUGUAUUACCCUGACAGUCUGAGUAUAUAAAUCAUGUUAGAGGAUGAUAUAAGAUCUAGCAGAACUUUUUCCCAACAAUUAGAUUAGUUGUUGGGAUCAACUGGUUCAUGACAUGGUAUCAGAGUUGGUUUGGCCAAGUGGUCGUGUGUUCGAAUCUUCACGACCCUCAAUAUUAACAUUUGAUUAAAAAGCAUAAGGUAUGGUGAGCCUGUGCAAACUUCAAGCCCAUGAGUUGGCUUUUGUUUGAGGGGGCGUGUUAGAGAAUGAUAUAAGAUCCAACGGAACCUUCUCCCAACAACACGAGUUAUUGUUGUUGGGACCAAUUGGUUAAUGACAAAUCGACUAUUGUUGCAUGCGACGGUAAUAUAAAUACAUGUUUCCUUUAAUACUCCAUUAUGAUCUCAACUUUGCUCAAUCGUAUUACUUUUGCUCAAAUUUUUAAAUAGCCCAACUUUCAUAAUCUACAAAGACUCAAUUAGUGUUGUUAACCCUACAAGGCAUGACGUGGUACAUCAAAUCCAGCCUUUAUUUCCCCUUCUUCGUUCUAUGCCGGCCAUUUGGGGUUUGUUUCUCAAGAGUCUUCUUGGUCGGUGGGGCUGGGGGUGGAGAAUUGACUUCUUGUAGUUCUGGAGUGAUCGGACGAAAAGGAGACUAACGAAAAUUUAUUUGCUCAUUCCCGUGUGCCGUGCCGUUGUUCACCUCCACGCAGUAGAAAAAUGACAUAAACAGCCCACCGCUCAUUACGUACCGACACACUGACGAGCACGAACUGAUAAGGUUUUCAGUUUUCGUGGAAAGUGUGGAGGGCAGAAUACCAAUCCAUAUCCAUCUAACCAUUUCCACCUAAACCCAAAUUCUGCGUCACGCAGAUCCCCUGAAAAAGAGUGAAAGAGAAUACGAUUUGGUUUGGCGCCUUGGCGGUAUACUGUGUUAGUGUACUUGCUACUUAGUUCCGGUCUUGCUGGUUAAAGGGUUUCGACCCCAUAAGUUAAUGCUUAAUAACAAUAUCCUUUUAUUAACUUGAUCCAGUUUCCAUAGAAAAUAUUUGCAUUUUGUUGAUCUUUUGUUGUUCAAAGUCUUGAUUUUAGGGUAAAACGAUUUCAACGGUUGCAACUCAUUUAGAGCAGAUACAAUUAAAAAAAAAGAAAAUUUAGGGCGAUUACAAUUAAAGUUGACUUGUUGAGUUGAUGUUGUCUUCUUUAAUGUUAUAAUGGGUUAAUUAUUUACUAUAUGACAAGGAUAACCUUGUUGUGAUGACAUAUAUAGUGCAAUUUUGUUACUUGUGAGUCCUAUUUUCUGUGAAUUAGUAUUCAUAUAAAAUCUCAAAUCAAAGUGCCAUUAGAACAAAAUAGGUAUAUUGGUUUGCAUAAUUGUUUAUGGCCAUCUAUAAGUUUGUGCAAGACAUGGAAAUAUGGUUGAUCUAUCUUCCUUUUCUUUUCUAAAAAAACUAAUGGCGUGGAUUAAGAAGAAUUAGAAGCACCUGUUCUAAAAAGAAUAGGUCGACUACCUUAGCGCUAAAUGGUGUAAUCAAAUAAUGAAUGAAUGAAAUGAUGGCUGCUUUUCAUUGGGCUUGAUUCACUGUCUUAGAACUCUUAAAUUACAAUUAACAUAUUAUUAUUGUUAUUAUGGACCAAUCGAUAAAGACAGCAUAAUAAUAAUAAUUGGAUAAACCAUAUGGGGGACAUGUGAAAUCACAAGAAGAAGAAGAAGAAAACUAAAAGGGCUAAAUUGGCAGAUGAUGCAGAGGUUGGUUUGGUGUUGUCUUCAGGUAAAGACGCUACCCUAAGGAACUGCAACUGCAAAUUCAGGUCUCAUCUACCAUUCCUUCCCACCAUCGAGGAAGAUGGGAAAAAAAUGAAAGAAAAUAACACUAAAACUAAACAUAAGAGAAGAAGUAACAUGUGCAAAAGUACAAAGGAAGUAGAUUCCUUAUGUGAUGCCUUACAUAUUCUUUUGAAUUCAAUCCAUAUAUAGUUAGUUAACCCCAAGUUAAAGAAAGGUUUGGAGCUUAGUCCACACAAUUAGGGUCUUUAAGCUGAGAUUUUUUUUAAUUACAUGAUUCCAUCCACAUGUGAAGUGAAGAUAAUUGAGAUUGGUAUUCAUAAUUGGGGUUCUAUGUGUUAGUGAGUAUUGCAAUGGCAUAUACUCAAUGAUCAAUCAUUAACUACCGUUUUAUUUCGAAAGUUUCAUAGGUUCCACCAAAUUGGUCAAAGACCAUUCUUGUUUCGGCCUUUGCACGUAUCUGGUUGGUGUAAGGUUGAAUAUGUCAAGUCAUACCUUGUAGAGAAGUCGUAACUGAAAUAUCUUAUUUUUGUCCACUCCUCGGAUAAUUUUAUUUUAUCCACAGUUCACGUUUUGGAUGGUUGCAUACUAGCAAUUUAGGGGACGGUUUCAUAAUGUUGGCAUGAUUGAUAUGUAUUAUUCUUACACAUGUAUAAUAAUAUCAAGUUCCGCCAUGCUUGUAUCACGGUAUCUAGAGACCGUGUUUAACCUAAAAUAAUUCUAGUGUUUAGCCAUUGAUAUUCACAUAACUUAGUGUUUCUCUCAACUCCGAAUGCUCCAGAAAGUGCUUUGCUGCACCAAUGGCCCUCCGCAUUGAAGGCCAUUUCUUUGCAUGUUUUAAGUUGAUUUGAUGUGUUUUUCCUUUAAGUACAUGCAAUUACUAUGAGGAGAAACAGAAGAGGGAAUAAGACACCUUAGGAUUCUUGUGGUCAAUAAACUCUGAAUUAGGGUUUGGAGGCUAAACCUUUUGACUUUUAUGAGAAGGGGCUUAGCAUGAGUUCGUUGAGUUCUUAGGUGCAGACUGUAGAAUGGGACUCCAAGCCCUUAAUAAGAAAUUAAGUUGUAAGGAGGUAGGUGUAUUUAGGACUUAUAGAAACAACCUUAGUUCAAACUCUAUACAGAGUAAUUUAGAUUUUUAGGUGGAUUAUAAAUUUAUAACUUAAUGUGACAUUUAUAGUGAGAAAAGUUAUGAAUUACAAUUUUGUUAGAGAGAGAGGGCUAAAGAAUUUGGGUUUGUUAGGUAUAUACCUAAUUUAUUGAACCACUUUAAUUCACUUCGACGCGAAAAAUGUUCAAAGAGUUUGGUCUAAACUGACUUGAACCUAAUAACACUUCUCGCUAACUAGGAUUUAAAUUACUCUUAGGGGGGAAAGCAAACCCACUAAGCCCGAUAUCAAGCAUUUGGGAUCCUUGAUUGGAUUGAGUUCACUAAACAUGAUGACUUCAC